AUUUGAAAUAGAAAUUCCGUUUAUAAACGUAAUUAAUUGAAAAAAAAAUAAAAUAAAGACAAGUUAAACAACUAGAUAUCCAUUUACUUUCUAAAGAUACUAUAACCACAUACUUUCUUCACUUAAAGAAUAAAACCGACUGCCCAAUAAUACAGUUGAAGCUGUUUUAUGCGUUUCCCUGUUGAUAAAAACCGCAAAAUUUUUCCUUUAUUACCUUUUCUUUCUUUUUUCUCUACCUGUUAUUGCUAUCAUAGUAUGAAACGUAAAAGGAAAUCCCCCCUGACCCUAAGGAAGAGGGGGUCACUCUUAAAAAAAAAAAAAAAAAGAGAAAACACUGACGAUGAUUUUCAACCACAAAUAAAACUUUGCAAGAAAACAAGUCAAGAAAACUUAUCAUUCAAGAAAUAUGAAGAAUAUGAAGAAACAGAGCGUACCAUUGCCCAAGAAGAACAAUCCACUGAACAAGGCAAUCAUUUAUAUUAUUUUUUUUUUGACAACAACACUCACCGCUUUAUCGGUUAAAACUGCUCCUGUUAAAAAAAGACAAAGGUAAAGGAAAGGCAAUUGAUACAGCUCCUACUACCAAAGAAAAAGAUAAGGUUUA
Molecule: messenger RNA, 604 nt
Organism: Cokeromyces recurvatus
Lineage: Eukaryota; Fungi; Mucoromycota; Mucoromycetes; Mucorales; Mucoraceae
Exons: 4
Coding region: 169-522 (117 amino acids)
Source: RefSeq, a predicted model, not a curated record